GUUGGGUAGCCGGGGCCAUCUAAAAAGAAAAGAAGAAGAAGCAUAAUAGCUUGUUACUUGAUUUGAUGAAAGAGGUAUAAAAGAAAUCAGUUGCCUUACAUCUGUAAUUGUAAUCUUUACACGCAUUAGUCCAAUAAUUUUAUCAUCCGGACGGUGUUGGAAUAUUAUCGAAGCAUGUCGUCUGCAGAGAAACGUAAAAUCUCAAGUUCAACUGAUCAAGAUUCAACGAGAAAGCAAAUACGCAUAAUGAAUGAGAAGCAAAUCUCUGACAAAGAAGUUGAGAAUAUCCCGAAGAAGGAGCAGACACAGCAGACAGUAUCUCCAUCACAUUUACCUCUGUAUAUCAAGAGCUAUUCUGAAACACAUAUUGAAUCGACUAUAAUUGACCAUAUAUGGAAAAUUUAUCAAUUUAUGCGUUUUUCUACGAUAACGAACACGAUAGCGCUUCCAUCGAUUCCAGAGAUAGGUCAGUGCGUGAUUCGAAUGAUUGUUUCGCGUCAAGUUAAUUCGCAGAACGAUGUAAUAGCAUUUUAUAUACUUACCAGUAAAUCAUUUUACGGUUCAUGUGGCACUAUUAUAACGCUACCGGCUGAAGAUUUUAGUUCAUCAAACAUUGUUUCGGGUCUUAUAUCGAAUAAGACAUUAUUAAUUAAAAUCUCGACCGACGAGUUUCAGUUGAUUCCUGAAAGUACGCUUACAAUACGUUGUAAGCUUAAAAUUUAUCAUCAUCUGAUAAAUAAAAGUAUGCGUAUGAAUUUAGUACCAUCUUUAACAGAAUUUUCAAGAAACGUGACUUGUUUUGAAGACUCGACCUCUGAUGAGUUUCGGUUUAAAGAUGAGGAAUCAAUCAAAUUUAUAGUAGGAGAAGAAGAGUAUGUUAUAUCAAAAAAAUUGUUGUGCUCCACCAACAGUAGCUACUUUAAGAAUAUCUGUCUUACACAUAGGGGAAAAGAAAAAGAUAUGACAGAUGAAUUAAUAGCGAAUAGCGAGUUACUUACUUUUAAACAGAUUUUAGUAUAAUAUUAUAACUGGCUCACUAGACCAAUGUAACUAUAACAUGCUUAAAAAAUUAUUAGCCACAGCUGAUAAAUAUGAUGUACCAGCUUUAAAAUUAACGUGUGAACAUAAUUUGCUACGCUAUAUUACGAUUAAAAAUGCUGUUGAACUUCUACAGCUUGCGUUUGCGUCUAAUGCAAAAUUUUUAGGAAAAUAUUCGGCAAAUUUUGUUAAAUUUUACAUAGAAGACAUUAGGAAUGUUGCAGAAUUUGAAAAUAUAUUGCAAGAAGAUUUAAAUAAGAUACUGGAAUUGAUUGAGAAAAGUGAAAUUCUUGAAAUCAGUACUCAUCAGUUGUUUUCGUCACCACUUAUGACAGAUAAAUUCACGUUGGCUGGUAGUGAUUCAUAAAAUAAUAUACAUAAUACAGGA
Temnothorax curvispinosus is the source of this 1426-nucleotide messenger RNA. RefSeq lists its product as uncharacterized. Bases 175 to 1020 code for a protein of 281 amino acids. The transcript has 2 exons. Lineage: Eukaryota; Metazoa; Arthropoda; Insecta; Hymenoptera; Formicidae. The record is from RefSeq and is a predicted model, not a curated record.